UUCUGCAGUCAGGCCGUGAUAAACACAGAGAAGAAGAUCACAGCGACUCUAAUGGUACAUGCAGUGUUCAGCUUGAGCUUUGAAUGAACUGGAUCUUAUAAAUGUAGCAUCCUGACUCAUUUUGUUGUGUACUGAUCUGUGGCUCUACCAGUGGACCAAAUUCAUUCCUCUUCUGUUGUUGAUGAGGCGUUGCCAAGCUUUUUCAGCAGCAUGUCUGUUUCGGUGAUUAUCAAGUGGGGCGGACAGGAGUACUCCAUUAGCACUCUGUCCGAGGAGGACACAGUUUUGGAUCUGAAACAGUCCAUUAAAUCUCUCACAGGAGUUCUGCCUGAACGACAGAAACUGUUGGGCUUGAAAGUGAAAGGUAAACCAGCAGAUGAUGAUGUCAAGCUUGGUGACUUGAAGUUGAAGCCCAAUACCAAAAUUAUGAUGAUGGGCACUAGAGAGGAAAGUCUGGAAGAUGUUCUGGCCCCUCCUCCCGAAAACGAUGAUGUUGUCAAUGACUUUGACAUUGAAGAUGAAGUGACUGAGGUUCAAAACAGAGAGGAGAAUUUGGCCAAGAUCGCUCGUCGGGUGAAAGAUUACAAAGUUGACGAGUUAAAUCCACCAAGACCAGGAAAAAGACUCCUUGUGUUAGAUAUUGACUAUACGCUCUUUGAUCACAAGUCGUGUGCAGAGACAGGCCAGGAGCUGAUGCGACCAUAUUUACAUGAGUUUCUUACAUCAGCUUAUGAGGAUUAUGAUAUUGUCAUCUGGUCUGCUACGAGUAUGAAGUGGAUUGAUGCUAAAAUGAAAGAACUUGGGGUGACGGACAACCCAAACUACAAGAUCACCUUCAUGCUGGACAGUGCAGCCAUGAUCACUGUGCACACACCUAAAAGAGGAGUCGUAGAGGUGAAGCCUUUGGGAGUAAUAUGGGGUAAAUACGGUGAGUUCUACAACAGGAAGAACACAAUUAUGUUUGACGAUAUCGGAAGAAACUUCCUCAUGAAUCCUCAGAAUGGACUGAAGAUUAGACCAUUCAUGAAGGCUCACUUAAACCGUGAGAAAGACAAAGAACUGUACAAGUUGUCUCUCUACCUGAAGGAGAUCACCAAACUGGAUGACUUCUCAGGUCUCAACCACAAGCACUGGGAAAGGUACCUCUCAAAGAAACAGGGUCAAUAACACUUUUAGCAGUGAGGAGAAGCCAUAAGCAAUCAUCUAGAACAGGAUUGGUGCUGGAAACCGCUUUUGGAGCACCUUUUCUUUCUCCGUAUCUUGCAUGGCUCAUUGUACAUCUCUCUCUAUAGUGGGUCAUUACUGGAGGAAAAAAGAUUCUAGCACUUGUACUCCUCAAAAGUUUACCUCAAUUGUCAAUGAAACGCAUUCAAGAGAUAAUUGCAUCGACUGCAGCUAAAGCAAGCAUGAUGAUCCUCUUCACUUUCUGCCUGACACUCAACAUCCUCUAAUUUAUGUCAACCAUGAUCAUUUGGUAAUAUGUAAUUGUGUUUUAUGGAGUCCUGUUAUUAUCUGGUUUAACGAUAAUUUACAUGUAUUAACUUUUUUAACUCCUGUUGCGUUUUCGUCAUAGAAGGAUGUAUAGUGGAUAACUAAGCAUCACUAUCUUUUAACAAUUGAACAUCAUUUCAGAUUUUUACAUGCAGUAUAUCAUAGAACUGAUGAUGAAGUUUGAAUGGUACUCAUGAAAGGAAGGUGUAAUUGAUCAACAUCUUGAAUAUGACCAGUUGAACUGGUUGUGUCUUUAAAGAAGCAAAGAGAUGCAUUUCAGACAGCACAUACACUAAGAGGUCUAUAGAUUUAGCUGCUUUGGCCAGGUUAAAACAUGAAAUUAUCCAAAUGAACAAUGAUGGACAUUUAUGUUUACAUGCGUGUGUUUUUUUUUUUAAAUACAGGAUAUAGUUCAUAAAGAGUUCACGCAAAAAAAAACAAAAAAAAAACUCAUCAUUUACUUGCCCUCAUGCCGUCUUAAACUCGUAUGACUUUCUUUCAUCUGCAGAACAAACAGAUUUUUUGUUUUUUAAGGAGAUAUGUUUAUAUCCGUACAAUGCAAGUCAAUGGGGUCCAACAGGUUCAAGCACCACAAAGGACAUACAGGCAGCAGAAUGGUAAUCCAUACAACUCAGUUGGUUUAAUCUAUGUUUUCUGAAGCGAUCCAAAUGAUUUUGGGUGAGAAUAGCACGAAAUAUACGGAAAUAAUACAACUGCAGUCUCCUUGGUGCGAUCAUGAUUUGGAGUGCGAUUACACUGCCUCUCACUUGGUGCAUGCUCAGAGUGUUACAUUUUGGUCUGUUACUCACCCAAAACUGAUCAAAUUUCUUCAGUAGACAUGGAUUAAACCACUUGAGUAAAAUUGAUUACCUUUAUGCUGCCUUUAUGACCUCUUUGGAGCUUGAAAGUGUUGGACCCCAUUGACUUUCAUUGUAUGGAGAUAUUCACCUCAUAUCCCCAUCAAAAUAUCUUUGUGUUCUGCAGAAGACAGAAUGUCAUAAGAGUUUUAGAUGGCAUAAGGGUGAGUCAAAGAGAGAAUUUCCAUUUUUUGGGUGAGCUAUUCCUUUAACAGAAUGCUAUGAAUUUAGUGUGAUUUCUGUUGGCCUUAUAUCAAAUUAGUCUAUGGGGAUUGAAAUGAUUGUGGCCUCCAGUUACCAAAACUUUGCUAACUUACAUUUUUGUACCUUUGACAUUGAAGCUUGAAGUUGAAGUGUUUUUUUUUUUUUUUUCUCCUCAAUUUCAAAUUUUGAUUUCUUUAUCAAUGUUGGUGUUUUCACUCAUAACCAGUAUUGCAUUUUGUGAAACUGCAUUUCUGCCAGUAUGUAAGCAAUUGUAAAUUAAACUAAAUUGGUUUUACAAUA
Messenger RNA from Myxocyprinus asiaticus (Chinese sucker), 2852 nucleotides. It is a transcript of the gene ublcp1, whose product is annotated as ubiquitin-like domain containing CTD phosphatase 1. Gene Ontology annotation, molecular function: protein binding; protein serine/threonine phosphatase activity. NCBI's taxonomy places the organism in Eukaryota, Metazoa, Chordata, Actinopteri, Cypriniformes, Catostomidae. Gene Ontology annotation, biological process: protein dephosphorylation. The coding region runs from base 211 to 1167 and encodes 318 amino acids. The transcript has 12 exons. The record is from RefSeq and is a predicted model, not a curated record. Gene Ontology annotation, cellular component: nucleus.